Mytilinidion resinicola is the source of this 520-nucleotide messenger RNA. RefSeq lists its product as uncharacterized. NCBI's taxonomy places the organism in Eukaryota, Fungi, Ascomycota, Dothideomycetes, Mytilinidiales, Mytilinidiaceae. The record is from RefSeq and is a predicted model, not a curated record. The coding region runs from base 116 to 451 and encodes 111 amino acids. The transcript has a single exon.
GGGUGCGGCGCCGGGAAUAGGGCGGAAGGGUCUCUGGUAUUUCUAGAAUGAUUAGGUACAUACAUACAUGGACAGGCACUUUCUGUUCGACGCAAACAAAGGAUAGUCAUGACUCAUGCCCAAAGUCUUGUUCUCACUUUGCCAAGUUGCCUUCGCAGAAACACCGUACUUCUUUUCCACACAUACUUCAGCCUCUUCAAUGUCUCCGCCGCAUCAAUCGUGUGUCCCUUUAUCUUCAGAUUCCGCAUACUCCCAAUCUCAUUCCGUUGCACCCAUCCAUCCUAGUGGCCUCGGCUUUCGCAUCUAUGACUCCCGACUCCAUGAUUCCAAGGUUGGGCUCCUAGCCGCAGACAACCGCGUCUGGAUAGCGCUAUUCCAGCCCAUUGCCCACCAACGAGGAUUUAUGACUUUGAUUGCUCAAGGGGUGUUUUCUGUUGCGAUCAGGAGGUAGAUUUCGGGGUGCUCUACGCAAAGUUGAGCGGGUGGUACCCGGAUUCUAAAAAUGUCAGAGUCCAUGAUG